Messenger RNA from Hyaloperonospora brassicae, 837 nucleotides. The record is from the annotation of a GenBank genome assembly. Lineage: Eukaryota; Oomycota; Peronosporomycetes; Peronosporales; Peronosporaceae.
AUGAGAGGACUUGAGUCUUUGGUGUAUGUAGCUGCGCUCGCAGCGCCAUCCAAUGCCCUGCAAAUCAGUGUUUGCGGCGAUGCUACGUACGACUUACCAAUGGACCGUGAUGUAAUUUGCGCGUCGGUGAGCAGCCCAACGCCGGGGACGGCCUGUCCACUGAAAGGAGACGAAGCGAGCACGGAUUGCUACGAGAAAUUGUCAUCGUACAACGGCAGCACCUGUGUGGCGCCAGAAGACGCCGUAUGCGCACUAGUAACCGACACGACAUGGGGCUGCGUUUUUCCGUCGGUUGCGUGUGGCGAGGUAUCGCAUGCAACGGUGGCCGAAGAAGCCUGUUCGGACCAGUGUGAGACUUGGGAAUACGACGUGGAUUACCCGGCGCCUCGCAGCGAUGCUGAAUCAGUGAUUGACGGCAUCACUGAUCACGAUGCAACCUGGUUCGUGCAGAUGACGAAAGUGACGGCGCUGAGCGCGUGUGGCACCGUCAAAAGCACGGCGGAGCCAACGUUGGAGCCCACGGAAGCACCAACUGUCAAUCGAGCUGACUUGUGGGUCCCUGCGCCGACGCCAGCGCCCACUCUUGAUCACUCGCUUUUGGAGCGUACGCCAGCACCGACGUCACUUUCUAAUGACCGAUCGUCGUCUAUCAUCGGAGAUUCAAGAAUUGGCAAAGCGAGACAGCCGACAUCAGCCACCGUAUAUGCGUCGUCGGAUAUAACGACAUUGAACCUGGGUCGGCGACCUGCGGACACGACAGAGCCAGUGAUGACUUUGUCAGCAGUAGAGAUGACCGGGACGCUGUCUUUAUCGACGAAGGUGGUGUCGACACCAUGA